UCGGCAUCUUCCGCACACUCUAAACCGCCCACGUAGCUUUGGUUGUCGUCGUCUUCACCACCAACACGUUCCGGCUCACAAUUGCAAGAUGGAUCCCUACUCGGCAGAAGGCGAGCUGAUCAACAUUCACAACCACUUUCACCAAGGCCAAUACCAGGAAGUGGUCGAUUUCGACACCUCCUCCCUCUCCCCCGAGAACUCGCUCCCUGCCCGGGUGCUCCAGCUCCGCGCCCGCAUCGCCCUCGGCCAGGCAGAGGAUGUUGUCGCCGACGUGCAGGGAGAGGAUGAGCCCGAGCUCGCAGCCGUAGGCGCCCUGGCCGAGCUCAGCCUGGGCAAGACGGACUCGGCCGUCCGGACGGUCGAGAAGCUCGCCGCCUCCUCCGCAGACAACGCCGUCGUGCAGGCCGUCGGAGGCGCCGUUCUACAAGCGGCCGGGAAGUCGGAGGAGGCGCUGGCAUUGCUUUCGCAGCACCAGGGGAACCUCGAGGCUGUCGCAUUGAUCGCCCAGAUCCAUCUACAGCAGAACCGCAACGACCUCGCCCUGAAGGAGGUUGCCUCUGCACGGAGGUGGGCCCAAGACAGUCUACUGGUGAACUUGGCAGAGGCCUGGCUUGGCUUGAGGCUGGGAGGCGAAAAAUACCAGCAGGCUUUCUACGUAUUCGAAGAGCUGGCACAAGCACCAUCAACCUCGUCGGUGCGAAGUCUUGUGUCGCAAGCAGUUGCAGAGGUACACCUUGGACGGACAGAGGAGGCACAGGCUGCACUGGACCAGGCGAUAAAGAAGGAGCCAGAGUUUGCUGAGGCCAUUGCCAAUCUGCUUGUCUUGACAGUCAUUACUGGCAAGGACCCUACGGAGCUCGCGAGUUCGCUUGCAAAGGUUGAUUCGCAACAUCCUCUCUUGGUGGAUUUGGCAGAGAAGAGUGAUUUAUUUGACAAGGCAGCCUCAAAAUACAAGGCAAAAGUUGCGGCUUGAGUGGCAGUGCUUGUACAGCCGUAACCGGGAUAGAUAGAUGUCAUAUGUCCUUGGAGGCCCAUGGUGCAAGUGAUAUGACAGGUUGGGGUCUGGCUCAGGAAAAAGAAGUAUCCCGGUUUCCAAUGCGGGUUAGAAUCGGUCUGCAGGCACAAUAUCAUGACGAUAUAUUCACAGU
Molecule: messenger RNA, 1148 nt
Organism: Phialemonium atrogriseum
Lineage: Eukaryota; Fungi; Ascomycota; Sordariomycetes; Cephalothecales; Cephalothecaceae
Product: coatomer epsilon subunit-domain-containing protein
Exons: 4
Coding region: 89-973 (294 amino acids)
Biological process (GO): retrograde vesicle-mediated transport, Golgi to endoplasmic reticulum; intra-Golgi vesicle-mediated transport; endoplasmic reticulum to Golgi vesicle-mediated transport
Cellular component (GO): COPI vesicle coat
Molecular function (GO): protein binding; structural molecule activity
Source: RefSeq, a predicted model, not a curated record